This is a messenger RNA of Ochotona curzoniae (black-lipped pika), 3431 nucleotides long. RefSeq names its product aldehyde dehydrogenase 1 family member A3 (gene ALDH1A3). The transcript is spliced from 13 exons. The coding region runs from base 68 to 1606 and encodes 512 amino acids. The record is from RefSeq and is a predicted model, not a curated record. Lineage: Eukaryota; Metazoa; Chordata; Mammalia; Lagomorpha; Ochotonidae. Gene Ontology annotation, molecular function: aldehyde dehydrogenase (NAD+) activity. Gene Ontology annotation, biological process: aldehyde metabolic process.
CGGAGCUGUCACCCCGGGAGCAGGCUGCGCAUCGCCCAGGCGCUUCUGGCCAGAGUGCAGAGGAGCCAUGGCCACCACCAACGGGGCGGUGGAGAAUGGGCAGCCCGACAGGAAGCCGCCUGUUCUGCCGCGCCCCGUCCGCAACCUGGAGGUUAAGUUCACCAAGAUAUUUAUCAACAAUGAGUGGCACGAAUCCCAAAGCGGGAAGAAGUUUGCGACGUACAACCCUUCGACUCUGGAGAGAAUAUGCGAAGUGGAUGAAGGCGAUAAGCCUGACGUGGAUAAGGCCGUGGAGGCAGCCCAGGCUGCCUUCCAGAGGGGCUCCCCAUGGCGCCGGCUGGAUGCGCUGAGCCGUGGCCACCUGCUGCAGCAGCUGGCUGACCUCAUGGAGAGAGACCGCGCCAUCCUGGCGACCCUGGAGACCAUGGACACUGGGAAGCCAUUUCUUCAGGCCUUUUUCAUCGACCUGGAAGGCUGCAUCAAGACCCUCAGAUACUUUGCAGGCUGGGCUGACAAAAUCCAGGGCAGGACCAUCCCCACAGAUGACAAUGUUGUGUGUUUCACAAGGCAUGAGCCUGUCGGGGUGUGUGGAGCCAUCACCCCGUGGAACUUCCCGCUGCUGAUGCUGGUGUGGAAGCUGGCACCUGCCCUGUGCUGUGGAAACACCGUGGUCGUGAAACCGGCUGAGCAGACGCCCCUCACCGCCCUGUAUCUCGGCUCUCUGAUUAAAGAGGUGGGGUUCCCUCCCGGCGUGGUGAACAUCGUGCCAGGAUUCGGGCCCACCGUGGGAGCAGCCAUCUCCUCCCAUCCUCAGAUCAAUAAGAUCGCCUUCACUGGCUCCACCGAGGUGGGCAAGCUGGUUAAAGAAGCUGCCUCACGGAGCAACCUGAAGAGGGUGACGCUGGAACUUGGGGGCAAGAAUCCCUGCAUCGUGUGUGCUGACGCCGACCUGGACUUGGCAGUGGAGUGUGCCCAUCAGGGAGUGUUCUUCAACCAGGGCCAGUGCUGCACGGCCGCCUCCAGGGUGUUCGUGGAGGAGCAGGUCUACCCCGAGUUUGUCAAGCGCAGCGUGGAGUAUGCCAAGAAGCGGCUGGUGGGAGAUCCCUUCGAUGUCAAAACCGAGCAGGGACCUCAGAUAGAUCAGAAGCAGUUCAACAAAAUCCUCGAGCUGAUCGAGAGUGGGAAGCAGGAAGGGGCCAAACUGGAGUGCGGGGGCUCAGCCAUGGAAGACAGGGGGCUCUUCAUCACGCCUACCGUCUUCUCAGAAGUCACUGACAGCAUGCGGAUUGCCAAAGAGGAGAUCUUCGGACCGGUGCAGCCGAUACUGAAGUUCAAAAACAUCGAAGAAGUGAUCAAAAGGGCCAACAGUACUGACUAUGGACUCACAGCAGCUGUGUUCACCAAGAACCUGGACAAAGCCCUGAAGCUGGCCUCGGCGCUGGAGUCUGGCACAGUCUGGAUCAACUGCUACAAUGCCCUGUACGCACAGGCCCCGUUUGGUGGCUUCAAGAUGUCUGGGAAUGGCAGAGAACUAGGCGAGUACGCGUUGGCCGAAUACACAGAAGUGAAAACCGUCACCAUCAAACUGGACGACAAGAAUCCCUGAGGACAGGCGGGCUCCGUCCUCCAUUGCGGGACAGCUGCACAGGGCAGGUGGAACUGCUGAAGGACAAGUGACACCUGUGACCUUCUGAGGACAUUUCCUUCUGGACACGGAGUUGAAUGACUUUGGAUUCUUCCUCUCACGCACAGGCUUUGUUGGUCCAGCUAUGGACAUGGCCCAUGCCUUGUGUGUGAAGCAGCCCAGGAGAGGGAGCCAGGGGCCCCGGGGAGACUCUGAGGACACUUAGGGCUCUGAGCACAGGAAGUGGCCUCUGACAUGUCCAGCAGCUGCUUCUUGCCAGCCAGACUCGGUUCUUAUAAAGCAGGUUCCUCCUACCCACUGGUCUCAGGGUCACCUGCCUAUAGGUAGGUCCCUCUUUCCGGGCAAGGGCAGGACCAUUCAAUGGGACAGAUUAACACUAAGUUUAAGUAGCUUUUCUGAAGGGGGAUUCCCCACAACCUCAUAUCCAAUAUGGGCAUUUCCAGAUGGUGUGCCCUCUGGAGAAGGUACUCAAAGCCUUGGGCGUGAGGUGGGCCUGUAGACUGACAUUAACCUGGGAGAGGAGGAAGGGGAAUUAACCUGCAAACCAGUUGUCACCUCUGGGAUAGGAAUGAACCCUGUCCAGAGCUUGCCCCUACCUUUGCCUUGAUAGCCCCCAACCAAGUACUUAGUUAGGCCGGCAGCAGGAUUAGGAUCACCUCUGUCGCUAGGGACAUCAUGGCCCGCAGCAAGUCCAGGAUAAUGAAAGUCCCACACUGGGGGAAGCAGAGCUGGACCCCAGGCUCCUUACCCACGAGGGGUUGGUGCCAAGCAUGCACAGCUUGGCUUUCCCUUAUCCACAUCCACAUUCACCCAAACGGAUCGUUUGCAUGAGCAAACCAGCUGGGGAGACCGGUGUGGUCUGACAGCUCUGCCUGUCCCAUAUCCUGCUUGGGCACGUUUCUGACGAGUUAACAAGUAAUGUCCGGGUGACAGCCAGCGAGCUCUUGGCUGCUCAUCCAGGUGACUUGGAGAUGCCAUCAGCAGGUCACGGGGUCUCCUUUUCCCUGUUUCUGUGUCUCCACUGGGGAAGCGAAAGCCUUCCCCUACAGCUGUAAAACCAAAAGCAGACUCAAUUCAGGGCCUUGCGGAUUCACUCAUUCUUAAACUGGUGGGGAAAAGGGCGGCUAAGGUUGGAAAUGAAGCUGGAGGACCACGGCAAAGCUCCAGGGCAGCCCAGCAGGGUAAAGAUACCACAAGAAACUCACCUGGCCUUCAGUUACUGCUUAGACCUGCACGGACUUCUGGCAUCAGGAUCUGACUUCAUACACUGAAUUUGCAGUAUUGUGUCUCAAGUGACGAGAACGCUCACCGCGACAAGAAGACAUGGGGAGUUUCUUGUUCUUCCUUUGUACGAUAAUGCCUUUCCGACGAGAUGUUACAUUAUUUAUAAUUGCAAUAGCUAAUGUAUCUUUUUAUAGUUGUAAGUAGACAGAGGUGGUAUAUUUAACCUUCUGUAAAAUACUGUAUGUAGCGAUGGAAAUUUAUCUAGCGUUAGCUCUCAUUUCUUUUACGGUUUACCCCUGUGGCAUGGUCUUAAACCUACUCGACUGGGAAUUCCGAUCCCAAAUGCAGCCUCUGUUGAGCACUGCAGCAUCAAUAACAUCACAGCAGGUAUCUAAGGAAUAGUACACUUUUUCGUGUAAGGACCAAUCUCACUUUCAUUCUGUGGCAGGCCUCUUUCUGAGGCCCUCUAUAGUAAGUGGCUUAUUUAAAAAUAAAAGCAGUAUGGGUGAUCUUUCUUUCUUUUUGUUGUUGUUGUUUUUCAAAUAAAAUUGCAUUUGCUCCA